This is a messenger RNA of Anoplophora glabripennis (Asian longhorned beetle), 3273 nucleotides long. RefSeq lists its product as uncharacterized. The record is from RefSeq and is a predicted model, not a curated record. The transcript has a single exon. Lineage: Eukaryota; Metazoa; Arthropoda; Insecta; Coleoptera; Cerambycidae. Bases 19 to 801 code for a protein of 260 amino acids.
UUCUAGUAGACAGUCACUAUGUCGGGAGCAUCGAUUUCCUACCCCCACCACGUCCAGGCGUCAGGGUUCGCAGCCGCGGCGACGUCGGAGCGCAGCUCAGCGAGUCAGUCGAGGACCGAUCUCCGGUCAACUAAGAUGGCCACGUGCUAUUCCGCGUACGAGUUGUCCCCUCCCCAGAGGACAGUGCAAGUGCCUGCCGCCGUGCCACAGAAGGACUACUCCAGGCCGCUGCACGUCGACUGCAGCGUGGAGUACGAGCUGCCCAACACGGCCAAACCCCCGCAGGGGGUGCGCAACGAGCCCCUGCUGAUGAUCCACCCCUGCUACUUCCGCAAGAUCGAGAGCCAGCGGCGGAGCCCCUUCAUCAACAACCUGCCGCCGGCCAGGCCCGCCGUCGCCGCCGCAGCCAAGCGCAGGAUGCCCCGCGGCCAGCAGCUGCCCCAGCAAGUGCCCCAACAGGCCGCCCAGUACCCCGUGCAGUACGCCGCGGCGGCCGCGGCCGCCGCCGUCACCGACAGACAGCUGUGGGAGCCAAUGCCACCCCUGGUGCCCAUUUCCACGGCGGCCGCCCAGCCCUACUGCAAGCGCGACCAGCAGACCUACAGCUCGUCGUCGGGCAGUGAUUCCGGCCACUGGACGGACCCGGACCGGUCGCCGGACCGCCCCGAGGAGAAGCACAUCCUCUCCGGCAAGUACCGGCAGUACCUGAGGGCCCACCGGCUGCACCCCUACGUGAGCUCGGCGAUCCCGCUGGCGUCAACGUUUCCUCACCAGAUCCAGCAGGUGUGCUACAACGUGUGAUCGCUGUGAUGUGCUCCGGACGCCGCCCCAUUCGCCUCAUCUGUGGUUUCCUUAACCUUUCUUGUGAUAAUAGUGUGUAAUUAUGUGUCUACGACGACGUCGACGACGGCUCCGACGGCGCGCAUGUCUCUCGCCGCUCCGGGCGUGGUGGUAGUGAUCCCGAUAGGUCAGCUAUGUCUGUGCGGCUUCUUCGACCUCCCGCUGAUGAUGCUGGACGACGACGCCUCCAAGUGCUGUGCUGGUGAUGGUGUCGAUGGACUGACCCGCGCGGCGGGCGCUGGUCGCCCAGGUGUCUGCGACAAGGCUUCGGGCGAGCGCGUAAUACCAUUCCUAAGCUUUAAUUGUAAAUUCUAAAUCUAUCCGUGCAUCAUACAUACAUAAUAUGUUAUUAUCAUUAUUAAUUAGCCAGGUAAAGAUCAGUGGGCUUCUCCAAAUUGUAGACGUACGAUAUUUUGCGGGCCCAGACUCCACCAGUUUUAACUCACCACCGGCCGCACAUUUCCACACACUUCCGAAACUUGGAUCUGACACCGAAAGUAACGUAAAAAGUAUUCAGUUUAUUUUUCACUUCAGUUAGUUUCAAUUUUAUAAAAAAAUCGGUUUACUGGACGCAAUAAUUCGAAAUGAAAAUUCGAGUGGUUUUUUUUCCAAGUCCCAUAUUAUUCGUGUCACAUUCGGGUUCAAAUCCAGUCGUUGAUGCCAAAUGUAUUAUCGGCUGCAUCCAAAUUUAAUUAACUUUGGCAUAUUCGCGAUCGAUAUUACCGCAUAAGUGCAAUUCCUGGUUGUUUUCCGGUGCCGGAUAAUGGAAUAACCGAUAAAAUCGUAAAUAUCAACAAAUUACUCACUCCAGAUAACAACUAAUUAGGAUGCGAGUCGUUAACUAGAUAAAGACGCGGUUUUGGAAUCUCGCGUAUCAAAUUAAAAUUUGAUUGACAUUUGAAAGAACGGCCUGUUAAAAAAUCCCGUGUAAUUAAUUAACGUUGUGCCCGUAGGUCGUUCGGAACCAGUUUCUAUCUUCGAAUUAACAUACGAAGUGUAAAACGUCAGUGGGUUAGUAUUAUGAUAAUAGGUGGAUGAGGAACGUUUUUUUAAACAAAAACCGGUGGUGGUUAGACCGACACUUCGGCAAAGUAAGCUCUGAAAGUAACAUAGCUGUUAUCAUAUAACAUAAUUAUUAACUGUUUGUAAACUUGAAGUAUAUUUAGUGUUAAGGUCUUAUAAUUUCCCUCUACCAAAACAGCUGUUGUGUAAUUGAACUAGUAAGAUGCUUGAAAUACAUAUAUCCUACGUCUUUCAUUAGAUAUUAGGCUAGGUAUUUGUAAUUAAUAUUUGAAUCUACUACGGCAGAAUAUUUACGGGUCAUAUAAGAUAUAGGUAUUAGACAAUACAUCUCAUUUCGAUUCUGUAUCGCGGUAUUGAUUGAUUUUCGUUGUUCGGGGGACUGUCGCAGAGACUUGGACGGUUCAGCCGCGAUGCGCCUCGCUGUGCCGUCGGAAAACGUUCAUUUCAGUUUAGUUGUCCCAUAGAACUGUUUUCGUACUGGAAGAAUGUUAAUUUAUUUUAGUUCUGUUGUAAGGGAUAAAUUAUUCUGUCAACCAAGACGACUGACUGACCGAUCUAGUUUGUAUAUCGAGAGGAAGGUGUAGAUAUUUUUGUUACCGUUAUGUUUUGUAUAGUUUCAGUUAGGGAGACAUGUUUAGUAGCAUUCCAAUGAUGUUUUAAGUUUAGUUCGAGUGUAACUUGUUCAGUUCUGUGCAAACGGCAAGGUAACUCGGCUUAUGCGCAUCACGUCACUGUUUCUCGUAAUUCUCGCAGAAAAAAAAAGCUUCAGACUGUCCCGUUUUUUCGGAAAAUGCCGUGGCGUGAUCCGGAUAAGCCCAAGUCGUAUCGGAUCACAAGAAUCGCUAUCGAUCUGGUGUAAUGUAAAUGUUCUUUGCAUUCUGUUGUUGCCAUUUAUCUCCAAAAGAGUGUCAAAUUUAGUACUAGUUAAUACGAAUCUGUAAAGGAGACACGAUUUACUUACCAAAUGAGAAAAAAAAAACACCCAGAAAACUUAUCGGGCUCAAAAGACGGGACUUCAGGGUAAAAUCUCGACAAAGAACUGAAUAUAUUUACUUUUUUAAAUCUUUCAAAAAUUUAUUUUUGUAUAUGCGAACUCGUGUGAAUCGUAUCCCAGAACUCAAAGAGCUUUGAGCCCCUAAGUUUUUCGACGGAGAGACAUUUUGGAAGCAAAAAAAAAUGAAAUCUUAAUACAUUCUGUGGCUACCUACUUCGUACACCAAAGAAAAUAUCUAUCACUGUAUAUAUAAAACUAGAAAAACAGGUCGGUCGGGGCCACUAUAUCACCCCGGCCGAUGUCGAAAAAAAUUGUGAAUAUGUAUAAAAUAUUGCUAUAUAUACUGUACAGCUAGUCAUAGUCAAAAUACGCUUAUAAGAUAUGAAUAAAACGUGUUACUGUUUUUAUAGAAUGAA